AGUCAAACACAACCUGCACUAUCACGAAAGAAACCUUCCAAGACCUGUACCUACCAAAGACUUCGACCUCGAGAAAACAGUCCUCGAGAUAUCCGCUGAUGAAGAAAGAGGAUCAACGGAGACCAAUAAAUAUCUGAAGUUCUCGCGUGUAAACGACUAGCGUCUUGUCUACGGCAUUAAGUGUCCCCUUCCCGAACGUGGCGAGAAGCCUUCUUGCAAGUUGCUUACACCUUCCCCUUAAAAGCACAAUGACACCGCCUUGCUUGCUUGCAACGGUACUCAGCAUCGUCCUUUCCACGGCUGUCAACGUCGCUUGCCAAGAUGAGCACUUGUGGUCAGUGACAGGGGUGGCGGGGAGGAGCAGCGAUCUUCCUUGUUACCUGAACCCACGAACACCGGGAGACAGACCUAAGCUCGUCCUUUGGUACAAGAGAGGAUUCCGAACACCCAUCUACAGCCACGACGGUCGGAAGCCAGAGAUGAGACAAGACUUCAAGCAAGAGAGACGUGUUUUAAACGUGAACAGGGGCGCCGCUACACUAACGCUAAACAAUCUAACUGUGAGUGACGCUGGCGUGUAUGAGUGUAGGGUCGACUUCUUCAAAUCCCCAACGCACACCAAUUUUGUCAACCUCACUAUUGUUGACGAACCCAGCCACCGGCACAAGAUGAUCCACAGGCCUCAUUAUGUUACCUGGCAGUUCUUAUAUCAUAUGAAAGAAAAUGCACCAGAGUUCCCCCUCUCCCAACGUGACCUGGUGGAGAGACGAGAAGAUCGUGAGCGGCCAGUGGGAGGCUGCGGGUCCCGGCGUCGUCCAGAACCAGCUGGAGAUCAGGAGACUGUCACGUGA
This is a messenger RNA of Penaeus chinensis, 851 nucleotides long. RefSeq names its product butyrophilin subfamily 2 member A2-like. The transcript has 5 exons. Bases 249 to 851 code for a protein of 200 amino acids. The record is from RefSeq and is a predicted model, not a curated record. NCBI's taxonomy places the organism in Eukaryota, Metazoa, Arthropoda, Malacostraca, Decapoda, Penaeidae.